Molecule: messenger RNA, 771 nt
Organism: Rhodotorula toruloides NP11
Lineage: Eukaryota; Fungi; Basidiomycota; Microbotryomycetes; Sporidiobolales; Sporidiobolaceae
Product: AN2-type zinc finger protein
Exons: 3
Coding region: 1-771 (256 amino acids)
Cellular component (GO): cytoplasm
Molecular function (GO): zinc ion binding
Source: RefSeq, a predicted model, not a curated record
AUGGCAUCCGCUCCUCCCGCUGAGCUGGGCGCGCACUGCUCGCUGCCAUCGUGUAAUGCGUUCGACUUCCUGCCCAUUGUCUGUCCGCAUUGCUCCGCGUCGUUCUGCGGUCGACACGCUUCGCCUUCCUCCCACGCCUGCCCGAGCGAUCCCUCAACAUCCUCACUGUCGCCAGACGAGCUGAAUGCACGGCGUGCCGACAACCAGCCCUCAUUCCGAAGCCUGCUGCCGGAUCCGAAGCGGCACAAGCGGGAAGCGGUCGAGCCGAGUGAGGAGGACAGGGUCAAGAAGGAGGGGCAGCAGGCUGCGCUGGCAAAGUUGAAGGCUUCCUUCGCCAAGGGAAAGGCAGGGACGACGUCUACUCCUCCGACGCCCUCAGCUCCCGCGAAGAAGCCUAACCCGACUCUCGAGCUUAUGCGAUUGAAGGGACGAGCGGUUCCGGCGGAUCCCAAGCACGUCAAGCGAGCUGGGGACGUUCCGAUGCCAGAUCGACUCUUUCUCAAGGUACAGUGUGCCAAGGAGGCGGCGAAGGAACCAGAAGUUCGUGAGGUAUGGGUCAGCAAGAUCAUUACUGCGGGCAAGGCGCUCGACCUCUUUGCGGACCUCUUCAAGGUGACGAACGACAACAACGCGACGACCGAUCCAUCUAAACUCCUCUCCCUUGGCCUGCCGUCCGACCCGCCUACCCGCCUCACCCUCGCCGAACCGCUCUCAGCGCAAGUUGCGAACGGCGGAACCGUCCAACUCUACAAGGGCUUCCUGUGGCCAUGA